This is a messenger RNA of Medioppia subpectinata, 714 nucleotides long. The record is from the annotation of a GenBank genome assembly. Lineage: Eukaryota; Metazoa; Arthropoda; Arachnida; Sarcoptiformes; Oppiidae.
AGUUAAUAUAAUAUGAAUGAAUUGCAUAAUUGUUUUGAAGCCCCACAAAGUCCUGUUCAUUCGCGACGAUUCCUAUUCGGUAAACAGAAUCGGAUGUGUUCUGUAGAUCUUCCCGACACUAAUGAAAAGUCCAGCGCAUCUCCGUCUCCCUGUCCAUCACCGAAACCACAAAGACUUUUACCAACAAAUAUAUUCGUAGUCCUCUAUAACUUCCGGAGCAGACAUCAGGACGAACUCGAUCUCAAAGCGGGAUAUUCAGUGACAGUAGUGGACACGUCUGACCCGGACUGGUGGCAGGGAAAGUGUUUGGGCAGAAAGGGUUACUUUCCAUCCAAUUAUGUAACCAAACUGUUUCCGGGAGAGAAACCAUUGCAAGUCUGCCAUACAAUACAAGUGAAUGACGGAGAGAUUGGCAUAAAACUACUGCGCGAACAGAUUGUGAUUCAAGUGGUGGAAGAAGUGGACGGCAUUAUAAUGAUCCGAACGGGUAUUAAUGACAAAAUAGUACCAUGUCCCAUUAAGUAUCUACAGGACAUUUAAUUCUACCUUCAAUUCAAUAUUUUUGUUAUACUUUAUGAUUGUCUGAAUCGCCUUUUUUGAUAAAAAGCCUUACACUUUGAGCUCAUUUAUACAAAUUCUCAUCAAAUUAUAUAUUAUAUGAUAUAAAUAAAUAUAAAUUAUAAGUAAAGUCAUUACAAGAGAACAUUUCCAGAG